CACUAAAUAAAAUAAAUCUGGCAAUUCUGGCAUCUCUGCCGGGUGUGUGUGCGACAUACGAAUUGUGUAUCUGUAAUUUACUCAAAAUUUAGGUGUAAACAAUGUGUCUCUUAAAUCAUUUAUACAUUUAAUACAACAAUAUUAAUAAUCCCUUUGCCAAUGUCAUAGUUUAGUGCUUUUUUUACUUGUUAUACAUUGAUGUGAGGCUCCCGUGCUUUGUCUUCGUGUGUGACAAUAUACUCAAAAUGGCGCAUCAACUGGCACCGUCUGUAAAUUGUUCAUUGGACGACAUUGACCUCAGCGCUCUAAAGGAUCCUGCUGGCAUUUUCGAACUCAUAGAAGUUGUCGGAAAUGGCACAUAUGGCCAAGUGUACAAGGGCCGCCACACCAAAACUGGCCAACUUGCCGCCAUCAAGGUUAUGGACGUCACACAAGAUGAAGAGGAAGAAAUCAAACUUGAGAUAAAUGUUCUGAAAAAGUACUCUAACCAUCGAAAUAUAGCUACUUAUUAUGGUGCAUUUAUUAAGAAAAGUCCCCCCGGCAAAGAUGACCAACUUUGGUUAGUCAUGGAGUAUUGUGGUGCUGGUUCAGUGACGGAUUUGGUGAAAUCAACCAAAGGACAAUCUUUGAAAGAAGAAUGGAUCUCUUACAUUUGCAGAGAAAUCUUGAGAGGUCUAAGCUACCUGCACUCAAACAAAGUCAUCCACAGGGAUAUCAAAGGACAAAAUGUCUUGUUGACUGACAAUGCUGAAGUUAAACUUGUGGAUUUUGGUGUGUCAGCACAACUUGAUAGGACCAUCGGUAGAAGGAAUACAUUCAUUGGUACACCUUACUGGAUGGCGCCAGAAGUCAUUGCCUGUGAUGAGAAUCCGGAUGCCACCUAUGACAACCGCUCUGAUCUUUGGUCUCUUGGCAUCACUGCCUUGGAGAUGGCUGAGAGUCAGCCACCUCUCUGUGAUCUCCAUCCUAUGCGUGCUCUCUUUCUUAUUCCAAGAAAUCCGCCUCCUCGUCUCAAAUCCAAAAAAUGGGCUAAGAAAUUUCAUAGUUUUAUUGAGACUGUUCUUGUCAAGGAUUAUCAUCAACGGCCUUAUACUGAGCAGCUUCUAAAGCAUCCCUUCAUCAGGGACCAACCUACCGAAAGACAAGUGAGAAUACAGUUGAAGGAUCACAUAGAUAGGUGUAAAAAGAGAAAGCAGGACAAUUCGGUCCGCGAAGACUACAAAUACUCGGGAUCUGAGGGCGAAGAAGAGGAGAAUGCGAUCGCUGGGGAGCCCUCUUCCAUCGUGCACAACGCCGCGGCGCACCAGGGCGGCGACACGCUGCGCCGCAACUUCCAACAGAUACAGGAGGGACGAGCUCCCGCGGAGCCCCCACAGCCGCAGCCGCCGCCUAAACGCAACAGUAAACGCGAGGAGCGGGAGGAGAUACCAGAACCUGGCCCGCCGGCGAGGCCUUCCAUUCCACAAAGACUGAUUGUAGUGCCAGACCCACAAACACAGCAACCUAAUAGAUAUAGGCCUCUGCCCCCGACGCCGAAGUCGUCAGGCUCGUCCAACAGCUCGGGCUCUAACAACGGGACGCCGCCCGCCAGCGGCCCGCAGCCGCCGCAGCGCGGCUCGCACCACAUGUUCAAGCCUAUGCUUCCUCCGCGAAGACCAGAGGAUUUGGAUAAGUUGGCUGCACAACUCAACGAACUGGGAGUGGUGUCAGGCAACGAGCCGCCCAAUCGACCUCCGCGUGCACCUACUAAUGGGCAAGGUCCUCCCGUGGAGCGCAACCCGCCGGAGCCGACGUUCGACGAGUCGGACAGCGACUCGGACGCGGAGGAGAGCGGCGGCCGCGUGCGCAACGACGGCACCCUGCUCGCCAGCGACCCGCCCAAACCGCUACCGGGCCUGAGCGCGGUGUCGGAGGACGGCGGCGGCGCCGGCGGAGCGCCCACGCGCCCGCUGCCGCCCACGCCCGACGACGACGAGCCACACCCAGACCGCACGCUCGUGAUGAAGCGGAAAGAGAAUACGGAAACCGAUAAACGGCAGUCGGACGUUGACGAGGCGGUGCUCCUGAAGGAUUGGGACUUCGCGCGGUUUUUCCCCUCGCGGAAUGCAGAAGGCAAGGGCGAGAAGAAAGAAACGCCGCGUGUCGAGCCUACGCCCCCGCCGCGACGCGAAGACCCCUGGUCCCAAUUCAAGGCCAACAACACGCCGCCCGCCCGCCACAAGCAACCGCAACCACAGAAACACAGCGAGAAAUCCACCCAGGACAAACUCUCCGACAUCAUCAAAUACAAGAAGGAACAAGACGCGGAGUUGAACUCUCCAAACAGAUUCUUUAGAGGGUUCAGAAGGGAGAACUCCGAUUUUUUUCCUUUGCCCAGCACGCGACACUCCGCCAUAUACUUUCCUAAGCACGAAAGUCAGGUCGGAGCGAGCAAGCAGCUGAGAUCCAGUGGCAUAUUUAACAAUUCGCGGAAGCAAGUGAUCAAGUCGCCGGCCUCGGGCGAGCCGAUAUUGACUGAUUUUAUAAAGAUGAACGACAGUCUGAAGAUGUCGGCGCAGGGCGAGGUGAAGAAGAGUGAUAAGAAGGGGAGCGAUAGAAAGGUGUCGGCGAAUAAUCCGAUUGACGCUCUGAAGACGGUGGCGGCGCUGAUCAGGCAAGAUAGCGAGAAUAGCACGCCGAGUCGGCAGAGUUCCGUCAACAGCGAUUCACCUGCGUCAAGCGUGUGCUUCGCGGGCGCGCCUGACGUCACCGCCGAUACCGCCACGCCUGCGCCCGAUGCCAGCAUCGUCAGGCCCCGCAGAGAAAAGACUGAAUCUGACAUAGUAUUCCGAAGAAACUCACAUUACAAUCGGCACUCUGAGCUUAUGUCGAGUGGGCAGGAAGCGGUACUCGCACAGGAUAAGGGUCGAUCGAGUGGCGCGAAUGACGGCAGCGGGGCUCGCACCAGCUCCGUGCUCCCCGACUUGGUGAGCCAGGCGGGCCAGCCCACCACGCCGCCGCGCCACGACAAGUCCACCAGCGAGGAGUACAGGCAAGCGAUUGCCGGGGGCAUGCCCCUCCCCCACCACCACCACCCGUCCCCCCCCUCGGCGCAGUCCACGCCGUCCAAGUCGUUCGUGGCGGGCGCGCUGCAGCAGUCGCCGUCGAGCUCGUCGGUGGGCUCGCAACAGUUCCUCCCCCUGCAACAGAAGCAGCGCUCCUUCCUCACGUUCGGCUUCGGCGCGGGCUCGGCCGGCAGCGGCACCGGCGGCUCCGGCAACGCGUCGCGCCGCGAGUCGCACGUCAACGUCAACGUCACGCCCACCGGCCACGACCUCAGCUCCGACACGCCCGAGAUCAGGAAGUACAAGAAGCGGUUCAACUCGGAGAUACUCUGCGCGGCGCUCUGGGGAGUCAACUUACUAAUCGGAACGGAAAAUGGAUUGAUGCUACUUGACCGCUCUGGACAAGGCAAAGUUUAUCAAUUGAUCUCACGACGCCGCUUCCAACAAAUGGAAGUGCUAGAAGGACAGAACAUUCUCGUGACGGUAUCCGGCAAGAAGAACCGCGUCCGAGUGUACUAUCUCAGUUGGCUCAAGUCAAAAAUACUGCGCACCGAUGGAUUAAGUGAUCAAGCGGAAAGGAGGAAUGGUUGGAUCAACGUUGGUGAGCUGCAAGGAGCAGUCCACUUCCGCAUUGUGAAAUAUCAACGAAUCAAAUUCCUUGUAAUUGCUCUCAAGGAUUCUAUUGAGAUAUACGCCUGGGCUCCUAAGCCCUAUCACAAAUUCAUGGCUUUCAAAAACUUUGGAGAGCUACAGCAUAGGCCUCUUUUAGUAGAUCUUACCAUUGAAGAAGAAACAAGACUGAAAGUAAUUUAUGGCUCUGCCGAUGGUUUCCACGCUGUUGACUUGGACACUGCCACUGUCUAUGACAUUUAUAUUCCGAAGCAUACACAGGGAGCCAUUGUACCACAUUGCAUUGUACCUCUUCCGAACUCCAAUGGGAUGCAGUUAUUGUUAUGCUACGACAACGAAGGCGUGUAUGUGAAUACUAAUGGACGUGUUAGCAAAAAUAUUGUUCUUCAGUGGGGAGAAAUGCCCACUUCAGUAGCCUACAUCGGCACAGGACAAAUCAUGGGCUGGGGCAACAAGGCAAUCGAAAUACGUUCCGUCGAGAGCGGCCACCUCGACGGCGUGUUCAUGCACAAAAAGGCCCAACGACUCAAGUUCUUGUGCGAGCGCAACGACAAAGUAUUCUUCUCGUCGGCCAAGGGCGGCUCCUCGUGCCAGAUAUACUUCAUGACGCUGAACAAGCCCGGCAUGGCCAACUGGUAGUGGCGCCGCCUGUGAUCUGUGAUGACGCACACCGCACGCGGCCCGGUGCCCGCAGCCAAUGUAACUUCGCCACAAAGCCACAGUUCGUCUCGCUCGCACGACAAUAUGUAGAUGACGUUACCAUAUGCGAAUCCAUUUGGACGAUAUCAGUACAUUUACGUAGCUUUAGAUAACGCGUCCGUGCACCCUGACGAGAGCAUACGUCAUGAUCGUACAUUUUUCGGGGGGGCGUUUCGAACAACGAAUGUUACUUGCCUGGGGAGCUGGUGUCCGCUCGUGCCCUCAUUGUACAAGACGACAUGCCAGUAGUUUAGUCAAAGUAACAAAAUUAUACCAUGUGC
Ostrinia nubilalis (European corn borer) is the source of this 4654-nucleotide messenger RNA. It is a transcript of the gene msn, whose product is annotated as serine/threonine-protein kinase mig-15. The transcript is spliced from 22 exons. Gene Ontology annotation, molecular function: protein kinase activity; ATP binding. Lineage: Eukaryota; Metazoa; Arthropoda; Insecta; Lepidoptera; Crambidae. The record is from RefSeq and is a predicted model, not a curated record. The coding region runs from base 246 to 4313 and encodes 1355 amino acids. Gene Ontology annotation, biological process: protein phosphorylation.